UAUAAAAGGACAGCUCUGCACCCGGUCCAAUUCAUACCUUUCUCGGCCUUUUGGCUAAGAUCAAGUGUAGUAUCUGUUCUUAUCAGUUUAAUAUCUGAUAUGUGGGCCAAUGGCCCACACGAUAUUAAAUUAAUUUUUAUAGGGGGAAAAGCCACUACUAGAGCUUGCUCUAGGGGCUUCUCAAUUGUCGUCCAUGCGUUGCACUAUUGCAAGGACUGGCGCACCCCACCAAUACUAGUCCAAUAA
Molecule: messenger RNA, 246 nt
Organism: Linum tenue
Lineage: Eukaryota; Viridiplantae; Streptophyta; Magnoliopsida; Malpighiales; Linaceae
Source: the annotation of a GenBank genome assembly